UUGAAGACCUCCAGAAACGUGACAGAACUGAAUAUCCUGUGCAGAUGAAAAACCGCUUUAAAAUCUAAGCAAAUACAUUUCUUCCCCCUUUUCCCCGGGGAGCCACAGUGCGGAUGUUUGGAAAGCAUUUUCCUCAUUGUUCUCCAAGACAUUCCAGCAGCUGCAGUAUCUUUUGCUCCUGAUCUUUUUUUCCUGAGAAUCUCUGUGAAGACAAGUUAUGUCAACAGCUACUUUAAUUAAUUUGGUACGAAAUGGAGGGUAUCAAGUAAGAAGGAGAGCCGUGCUCACAUCCCGCCUCUUGCAAGACGAGAAACGCCCAACGGGCGCCUGCUACGUCUCCAGCUCUGAGCGCCAUGUUUCCCGCUUCGAUCCGGACGGGAGCGGGCGGCCGACCACAUGGGACACCUUUGGCAUCUGGGACAAUCGCAUUGAUGAGCCUAUUCUCCUCCCACCAAGCAUAAAGUAUGGGAAGCCGAUUCCUAAAGUGAGCCUGACCAACGUGGGCUGCGCGAGCCACAUCGGGAAGCGCAAGGAGAAUGAAGACCGGUUCGAUUAUUCUCAGCUGACGGAGGAUAUCCUGUACUUUGCAGUAUACGAUGGACAUGGUGGGGCAGCAGCAGCUGACUUCUGUGAUAAGUACAUGGAAAAAUAUAUUAAGGAAUUUCUUGCUGAGGAGGAGAACUUGGAGAAUGUUUUGAGCAAAGCUUUUCUAGAAAUAAACAAAGCCUAUGAAAGGCAUGCUAAUCUCUCUGCUGAUGCAACUCUGCUGAACUCUGGGACCACUGCAACAGUGGCUCUGCUCCGGGAUGGCAUUGAGCUGGUGGUGGCAAGUGUGGGAGACAGUCGUGCUCUGCUGUGCCGAAAGGGAAAGGCCAUGAAACUCACCAUUGACCAUACUCCAGAAAGAAAGGAGGAGAAGGAAAGGAUUAAGAAGUGCGGUGGCUUCGUUUCCUGGAACAGUCUGGGACGACCUCACGUGAAUGGUAGACUUGCAAUGACGCGGAGCAUAGGAGAUUUGGAUCUUAAAAGCAGUGGUGUGAUAGCCCAGCCAGAAACAAAAAGGGUUCAGUUGCAUCACGCAGACGACAGCUUUCUGGUCCUUACCACAGAUGGGAUUAACUUCAUAGUGAACAGCCAGGAGAUCUGCGACUCCAUAAGCCAGUGCCAUGAUCCUGCUGAAGCUGCCCACGUUGUCACUGAGCAGGCAGUGCAGUUUGGCACUGAAGACAACUGCACAGUUAUCAUAGUGCCCUUUGGAGCUUGGGGCAAGUACAAGAACGGCGAGGUCAGCUUCUCCUUCAGCCGCAGCUUCGCUUCCAGCGGGAGGUGGGCCUGAAGAUCUGCCACAGCCAUCUUUCCCUGCCAUCAUCUGGACACAAGGAGAACAUAUCCAUCUGUUCAUAGGCUGACUCAGUGUCUUGUCCAUCUCUUCUGUUCCCAGUGUUUAGAAGGUGCCACUGCUCCCUUGGUGCGUAACGCCCCGUUGUUGCUUACGGCUGACUCUGUUCUGCUGCCUGCCUUUAUUCCAGUUGGCACUGAGGCAGCCGUUUGGGAUUGUAGUCCCAGCAGCUCUGCACAUCACUUUGUUCACAUAGACGAGGCUCUGGGCUUUCACCUGAGGCUGCUGGAGGGGUUGCACAGUUGUUCCAUACCUACCUGUAUUCCCCAGGACCCUUAGUGACGUGGCAGCUCUGUAAGUCUGAGCCACAUGCUGGCUCCCUUGUACGUUAAUACGUGGGGGAACAAACGCACAAUGUUGUUGGGUAGACAGAAAGAGGGCUUGUUGUCUUCCUCUGCUGCAGCCACCCAAAACUCCCCUGUGCUUCAGGAGAAGUGGGUGAAAAAUAAGGCAGAAGUUUCAGAAGUGUUUAGGUUCUGAUGCCAGUGGCAUUCAGUGUAGCUGUACAACUUCUGAGACAGUGCUGCUUUGCAGGGCUUUAUGCUCUCACCGCCAUCAUCCAUGAUCCUCUAGCUCCAAGGAGACAGACUAGGCUGGAGCCACGUGCUGUUGGACAGAUGGGAACCUUUCUCCAUUGGGUCCAAAGCCUGUACAGUCUCUGUGGACCAUGCAGCAGUCUCCUGCACUGUCUUCUUUUUGCUGUGUCAGUGCUUCACAGGAGCACAAAAGAGGGAAAAAGACACACAGUUUUGAUACCCAGAGACUCUCAGCAACUUGAAUUUUUCUUUUUUUUUUUUUUAAAUAAAGAAAAUAAGCUAAUUUCAAAGAGUUUACUCUUCAAGAUUUGAUGUGUAAGACAGUUUAUUUCUUCAUAAAUACAUGAAGAUUUUCGUGCCCUCUGCUGAAGUUGUCUGAGUAAGCUGUGAUCUCCCUUGUCUCUUUAUGGUAUAUAGGGAGAUGUAAAAUGUCCCAAGCAGGCUAGAGAAAGGAGAGAGCGUAACUUAAGGUAAUUUUUGUAAGUUUUGGGUAUUGUUUCUAGGAGGUGUCAGAUAUUCAGACACUACAAGAUAGUUUUAUACUUGAAGGAAGUGUUUCCACUUCUCUUGUUGGGGGGAGUCUGUGUCCAGCGAGGCAUGGGGGGACCAGAGCUCUGAGCCAGCUCAUUUCGCUGCUGUGACAUGGACUGCAUGUUGGCAGCAGGUGAAGAUCUGUCCCAGCAUGUCUUGUUGUCUUGUUCAGACCACCUCCUUCCUUCUUUUCACAUCAGGUGUGCAGGUCCUGUGGCCUCCAGGUCACCCUGUUGCAAUGAAAUAUGGGCAGAGAAAAAUUGGUCUUUUUUCAGGCUUGCUGCAGUAUUUCUCAUUCUACAGAUGUUUCCAUCUGCACAAUUGUAAAAUCAAGAGGCAAAAGAUACUAAGUCACCUUGCAAAAAAAAUUUCUGAGGUGCCUGCCCUGAUCUUCAUUUUACAGUGUGAAGCACUUAUCUUCAUUACUUUUAUCCCUUUCCUUUUAAUCCAGGGUUACUUAGUCACAUAGGCAGUCAUUCCACACAUUUUUCCUUGCCUCUGGUUGAAGACCUUGCAGCACCCAGCAGAGCACCAUGUUGUACUGACAUCAUUAGGUACUCGGUGUUUGGAGUGUGCUGGUUUUGUCCCAUCACUUGGUGUGUUACAUGGUGUGUAUAAUGUAUAUAUUCAGUUAUAAGCACAGAGGGCUUGUGAGUCUGUGUGUAUAAAUCUCUGUUGUACGGUGCCCAGGCCUCUGUAAUGAGUAGUCCACUGCUGUACAAUCAUAAUUCCUUCUUUGUCCUCAGAUUUUCCCCAGGGCUGUGGUUUGGUGUUUGCCUGGGGUCAGAAUGGUUGCUGACCCUGGGCUCAGCCUGGCUUACCUGAGGCUGGGACGGCACUUUUAGUUGGGACCAGCAAGAGCAGGUUCUCAGUCUGCAGCAAGUUUGAAAAUUCCCACAACCCAUUUGUGGCAAAAAUAGCAAAACACAGCCUCUCCCAAGCACUUGAGGAGACAUUGCACCUGACAGGUUCAGAGAGCUGCUCUGGUUUGUGCUGCAGCAGGAACACCUGACAGUCUUCCUCCUGCCAAAGUGUCCUGCUAAAACAGCAAGUCUGGUAGUUCCUAGCAAAGGGUUAACCACAGCCAGCAGCAGUUACUCCAGGCACAGGGAAGGGUUGGAGUCAGUCUCUGGAGAGGGAGUUGUUGUGGGGGUGGCUUUGCUAUCAAAUGUCGGACCCACUUGAGGGGCACUGCAGGGCUUUGGACAAGCUCCAUAGACACUGUCCUGUUCUAAAUGCUGCUCCUUUCAGUUUGGGCAGCUAGCCAUCUAUCCAGACAGGAGAUACCAAGGGCUUGGGGGUGUUCGUGACAAGUAAACACAGGUUUAAUUUUUUUUAUGAGCAGUGCUGGGUACUUGCCAAGCUGAAUACGUGGUAUUAAAUGCAGACUGCUAAUGAAAAACACUGCAAACGAGGAGCAGGUGCUCUGAGGAGUGACCUGGCAGCUAAAACAGCUUCUAAACAUUGACCCAGAUGUAACAUGAAGUGAGAGUUUUCCUUCUCACUGGAGAUUUCUGGGGCUUUUUUUUUUUUCUUUGCUUUAUCCCUGUGUGGUUGUCUGAUUGCAUAGAGAAUAAAAGCAGUUGGGGGCUUUUAUUCCUCCUAAUAGAGUGGCUGUCCUCUCAGAAGAGGGUCCAUCCAUAACUUCUUUUGAAUUUUAUAAAGGGAUAAGGCAAAUUCUGUGAAAUAGAUGAUUAGAUAAAGAUGUAUUGGUGGUUGCUAUUACUGCUUUUGUACAAUCACAGAAACACUUAGAUUGGGAAGGACUCCUGGGCAUUAUCUCCCCUCCUGUCUUUACCAGUCCAUUAUUUUGGGUGGCCCCUUAACAGCUCUGUUCCCUCUCAGGUCACAUACACGGGCUCCCAGCUCACUACCAUCCCACUUCCUCAUGCUCCCCUGGUCACGUGGGAAGAGCCAGGGUGCACCAUGCAGUAUGUGCCUGGGGCAGGAGAGGACUGGGGCACCCCUGAUAGCCAAGGGGCCCAUAGGGAUGAGGAGGUAGAGAAAUCAGCUUCAAAGUUUUGGACCCAAGAAGACACUGUCUCCAUAGCUGGUGUAUCCGUACCCAGGCAGCCCAUUGCUGCCAAGCUGUUACGAUGCUGGGACACGUCGAAUCGCUGUCCUCCACAUGGCCUGUGUGCACAGGACAUCCUCUGGAUCUUUGGAGACCUCAUCUUCCUGCAGAUCACUGUAGAUGGCUCCCAGCACUGCUGAUUCUCUCAGGUAAUGGAUGCCUUCAUCUCUGUCAGUCCCCUCUGCAGGGGAGCUCACAAGACCAUCCUCACACUUGGGAAGAGCCAUCUCCAGGGACUGCAAAUUGCUGCCUCUUUUCCAAUUCCUCUCUCAAUUCCCCAGUUCCUAGGAAGGGAUUCCAGCUGUUGGGCUUCCUUACUUUCCAGUUGCUCACUGUCAGUCCUGUUAUCCCAGCCAACUAUUGGAUGAGCCAGGCAGCAAUCUGCUCACCUGGAGUCCUGCAAUCUUCCCACAUGUCUCAAAGCUCCGAUGGGGUCAGUGACAGGGUAGUUUCUGCUUCUUGUCUGAAUUCACUCACUCCUUCCUCCAAUUUAUUUGUUGGAGGACCGGCAUCUUGAUCAAACCUUUCCCCUUCUUCCUCCUUCCUUCCUAAUUGAUGAUACGGACCUGCUUUUUUCCUUGACCACAGUUUCUUUUGCACUCCUGGGGCAAUUCCUGUAGUUGCUGCUGUUGUUUGGGUCCUGCCUCAACCACAGCCCCCUGAGAGCACUGAACUGUGGCUCCAUAGGCACAGGCCAGGCCCCAGUACAGGGUGAGGGGCUGCUGGUUUUCACUGGGGUAAGGCCAGGCGCCCUUCCAUCAGGUGACACAUCAGUUUUCCAGGGUUGCUUGCCUAUUCAGGUGCAAAGUCCCAGGCUAUGGGAGGUGAUAUCUGUCUUAGGAACCUGCCCAAAUCCUUCCCCACACCCUGCCACCCAGGGAAUGCCACCUCAGGGCGCAUUUCAGUAUUGCCUCACCCAAACCCUUCUCUUACACCAAGAUGACACCGGAUUCCACCAACCCACAACACACCACCACUGUUGGUUAGUACUGUUCACAGCUCACGUAGGCGUGAACAAGAACCUCUGGAACCUGCACAGUCAUCCACAUCAGUCCCAAGUAGGGAGAGGGAGAUGAAUUCCCUCAUCCUCUUACGGAGAUGAGACAGCUCCCACGGAACAGCAAGGCCAUCAAUGCCAGGGACAAAGCCCAGAGCCAUUGUUUGUACUAAUGUGUUCCCAAGUUCAGCAAAAUAAAGAGGUAAGCAGUGCAGCCAACACACUCCAUGACUACUCACACAGGAGCUUCCCACUUAGUAACUGCUGUAGCUGUAGCACACUGGAAACAAAGCUGCCCUUGUCUCGUGCCUCACAUCGGUGCCAAAAAGGACCGUGGAGAGUUGACCUUGUCUGGACAUCAGGAGCCCACCAAGCUGCUCUAUCAGUCCCCUUCUCAGCAGGAUAGGGUGGGGGGAGGAAAUAAAAAGGAAAAAAACCCACAUUGGCCAAGACCAAAGGUAUUUUAAUAAAGUGGAUUAAAUAAAGA
This is a messenger RNA of Pipra filicauda (Wire-tailed manakin), 6024 nucleotides long. It is a transcript of the gene PPM1K, whose product is annotated as protein phosphatase, Mg2+/Mn2+ dependent 1K. The transcript is spliced from 7 exons. The record is from RefSeq and is a predicted model, not a curated record. Bases 218 to 1336 code for a protein of 372 amino acids. Gene Ontology annotation, molecular function: cation binding; protein serine/threonine phosphatase activity. Lineage: Eukaryota; Metazoa; Chordata; Aves; Passeriformes; Pipridae. Gene Ontology annotation, biological process: protein dephosphorylation.